AUGCAGCGCCUUCGAAAGUUUAUCCGACGCGCCAGCUUUGGCAGCUCUUCUGCCGCUCCUCGAUCUCAAGCUGUAAUUGCGACGAAGCCUGCGUCACAACCGCCUCCACCAGCAGGCGGCCCAAGCUUGAACAUUGCUCUGCAAAACCAGACAACCUCCAGCACUGUCUACGCUUAUAUCACAGGCCAAGCGAUUGACCGUGGCAAUGCAUUGUUUCUUCUCUUAGCAGAUGGGAAAACUCCAUUCUAUCCUAGCUCUCCGGCUGCGAUCGGCUCGCACAUCCCACAAAAUUGUGCCAUCGCUCUCGGAGGGCCGGGAAACACUGUGACAGUGACAAUACCCCAUGUAGCUGGAGGCCGCAUUUGGUUCUCGAUUGACGCACCUUUGACAUUCCUGCUCAACCCAGGGCCGGCGCUGGUUGAACCAUCUGUCACAAAUUCAUCCGACCCCAACAUCAACACCAAUUGGGGCUUUGCCGAGUUCACGUUCAACAGCGACCAACUGUAUGCCAAUAUCAGCUAUGUUGAUUUCGUCGGCCCACCCAUCGCAUUGACACUCACGACCCAGAGCGGCGCCACCCAGCACGUCUCCGGCAUGCCAAGCAAUGGACUUGACAUAGUCUGCAACGGUUUGCGUGCACAACAUGCCGCCGAUGGCAACGGCUGGGACCAAUUGAUUGUCACCCAUAAUGGACGAAACCUUCGUGCCCUCUCGCCAAAUCAAGGAAUGGUGACCAACCCUUCGCUGUUCUCAAAUUACUAUGAUGGGUAUAUCAACCGAGCCUGGCAGAAAUUCAGUUCUCAAUCCAUGUCCAUCGACACUCAAGCUGGCUUUGGCACUGUUUCCGCAAAGGUCGACAACAACAACUCGACUCUCAGUUUCGGCAGUUCAAGCUUCACGAAGCCUUCUACACGAGACAUCUUCAGCUGCUCUACGGGGCCGUUUGCGACGGGCGCAAAUGCCGAAACAAACGCCAUCAUUCCUCGACUGGCAGCGGCGUUUAAUCGCUCGACCUUGCUCGUUUCUGAUUCCUUCCCAGCGCCCCAGAACCUGUAUUACAAGGACCCUACCACCAACCACUACUCCCGAAUCGUGCACUCGGCAAAUCUGGACGGCAAGGGCUAUGCGUUUCCCUAUGACGAUGUCCAGCCGAGCGGUGGUGCGGACCAGAGUGGUGAGGUUCAUGCUGGCGACCCAACACUGUUCACUGUCACCGUGGGAGGUAUGAACGCGAGCGUGAAGCCGCCACCUAAGAAGGAGCUAUGA
Molecule: messenger RNA, 1266 nt
Organism: Cladophialophora psammophila CBS 110553
Lineage: Eukaryota; Fungi; Ascomycota; Eurotiomycetes; Chaetothyriales; Herpotrichiellaceae
Exons: 1
Coding region: 1-1266 (421 amino acids)
Source: RefSeq, a predicted model, not a curated record